AUGAAUCAAGUUAAAAAAUUUGUGCCAGUGAAUGAACGUAUUUGCUACAUACGAAUCGCGCAACAGAAACUAGAUCUAAUAAUAUUGAACUGCAUAGCACCGACUGAAAAUGCAGACGAUGAGGAAAAAAAUAGUUUCUAUAAUACGUUAGAAGCAACUUUUGACGUUUUGCCUAAAAACUUUAUAAGGCUAAUUGUCGGAGAUUUAAAUGCUCAAGUUGGUAGAGAAACGUCCUUUGGACAAACAAUUGGAAAAGAAAGCUGGCAUCUUACGACAAAUAACAAUGGUCAAAAAAUAAUUGACUUUUGCUCUUCAAAAGACCUCAUAAUUAGCAGCACCUAUUUCCCAAGAAAAAACAUUUAUAAACAUACAUGGUCUGCCCCAGAUGGAAAAACGAAAAGUCAAAUUGACCAUAUCAUAAUAGACAAGAGGCACAAAACAUCAAUUCGUAAAGUUAGAAGUUACAGAGGAGCUGAUGGAGAUACUGACCAUUAUUUAGUUGUUGCAACGUUUGUAUUAAAGCAGUCAGUAAAAUGGAGGAGUAAGAAACAAACAGGAAAGAAUAAUAAACUUUAUAUAGAAAAAGUUAGGAAUCCGAAGGAGAUAGACACAUACCAAAGAGAAAUUUCGGAAAAUCUCAGGAAAUAUAAUCUUGCAGAACAUGAAUCGGAUAAAGUUACACUGUGGUCAAAGACAAAAGAAUCUAUAACAAAAGCCGCUGAAAGACUACGAGGUAAGCGCACUAAACAAAACGAAAAUCAUUGGUUUAAUCUGGAAUGCCAAGCUGCUAUUAACAAGCGAAUUUUAGCUAGAAUAAAUAUGAUGCUAAAUCCAACAGAAGAGAACAUAAGUGAAUACUCUAAACUCAGAACCCCAGCAAACAAGGUGAUUAGACAACAGAAACGCGCAGUGGAAAAAAGAGCUAUAGAAGAUAUCGAAUAUUAUAAGAAAGAACCUAGAUUGUUUUUUAAGAAGUGCAGAUCGAUUAAAGAGGGUUUCAAGGCACGUACUAAUUCCAUCACAGACACGAAUGGUCAUAUAAUAUUGGAACCUUGCGAGAUCGUAAACAAAUUUCAAGAAUAUUUUGAAGAACUGUUAAAUAACAAAAAUUCCCGCACUGGAAAUAACAACAAUGGAAAGUACGAAGAAAUACUAUAUCACACAGCAGAACCUGAACUGCCAGCACCAAAUAUCGAGGAAAUUGAAAUUAUUAUUAAAUCACUAAAGAAUAAUAAAUAUCCAGGGGAAGAUAAUAUAAAUCCUGAACUACUAAAAAUUGCAGGAAAAGAAAUUUUAAUUAACAUACACCACAUUAUAGCAAAUAUAUGGAACAGCGAACAAGUAGAACAGGAGUGGUCGUCAUCAGUUAUCUGUCCUAUUUUCAAGAAAGGGGAUCCAACUAAAGUUAGUAAUUAUCGAGGUAUAUCGCUUUUAGACACAGCGUACAAGGUGCUCUCAAUAGCUAUCUUACGAAGAAUAGAAGCAAUAGCAAUAGACAUUGUAGGAAAAUAUCAGUGUGGUUUCUCAAAAGGAAGAUCUACCAGUGACCACAUCUUCACGCUCAGACAAACAAUGGAAAAGUAUUAUGAGUACGACAAAGACCUACACAUGAUAUUUAUAGAUUUUAGACAAGCGUACGAUAGCAUCGACAGAGAACAGCUAUGA
Molecule: messenger RNA, 1665 nt
Organism: Diuraphis noxia (Russian wheat aphid)
Lineage: Eukaryota; Metazoa; Arthropoda; Insecta; Hemiptera; Aphididae
Source: RefSeq, a predicted model, not a curated record